AUGUUUCACAGUUAUUGUGUCAUACAUGACUGUUUUUUAGGUAUAUUUGGUCUCUUCACCGUGGUCGGCCCGGAUUGCUUGUACUAUACAUUUUGCACUUUUGUACAAGUUCAGUUCCGUUUACUUUACCAUGAUUUUGAGACAAUUGUAACACCGAAUGCGAGAAUACGGAUCCGAAAUGGAAAUGACAAAUACCACGAGAAGUUUCGAACUUGCAUUAGUCGACACAGAGAACUUAUAAGAUGCAGCAAUUUAAUUGAAACAGUGUAUUCCAAGUCGUCUCUGUUCAACUUUAUGUCGAGCUCCCUGCUGCUCUGCCUGGCCGGGUUUAAUAUCAUGGCUUAUGAGGACUUGGCUAUGUCUGGUAAUUUUCUGAGUUUCCUGUUCUUAUGUUUGCUGCAAAUAUUCCUAAUAUGCGUUUAUGGCGGUAACGUUUCACGAGCUAGCAUGGAUUUGAGUAGUGCUGUCUAUAACAGUCAGUGGUACACCGUUGAUGUAAACACAGCGAAGAAUUUACUCGUUAUUCUAACCAGGGCACAAAAGUCUUGCAAGCUGACUGCUUAUAUGUAUGCUGAAAUAAAUCUGGUAGCUUUUACACGGAUAUUAAGCACAUCUUGGUCUUACUUCGCCUUGUUGAAGUCAGUGUACAGUAAAGGCGGUGAACAUUGA
Messenger RNA from Cydia splendana, 669 nucleotides. It is a transcript of the gene Or-25, whose product is annotated as odorant receptor 4-like. NCBI's taxonomy places the organism in Eukaryota, Metazoa, Arthropoda, Insecta, Lepidoptera, Tortricidae. The transcript has 7 exons. Bases 1 to 669 code for a protein of 222 amino acids. Gene Ontology annotation, molecular function: odorant binding; olfactory receptor activity. Gene Ontology annotation, cellular component: plasma membrane. Gene Ontology annotation, biological process: sensory perception of smell; detection of chemical stimulus involved in sensory perception of smell. The record is from RefSeq and is a predicted model, not a curated record.